GUCACCAGUUUCUUGUUUUUUCAUGCAAAAUUAACAUCAUAAAAGCGACAAAUGUGAUCACUCACAAUGUAAUAAAAGGCGGCUCUGUCUCAAUUCUCCUCACUCUCCUCUCUUCCUUCCUUCAUUUUGAACUUUUCUCACAGCUGAGAUUAUUUUAUCAAAAGCCUGGAGGAAAAUGGAAGUUAUGAUACCUUCCCGAAACCUGGAUUUUGAUUUCAACAAUGCAAAGUCUUCGCCGAAGCGAUUCGGGGAGUACUAUUUCAGUGCGCCCACGAGCCCUUCUCAGUUCUCUCAAUUCCCUGAGGAUUUCGAUGAUUUUUCCGAGGCUGGCAAUGAGGAAGAAGGCGGGGUGGCUUCCGCCGUGCCGUUUGACUGGGAAGAAAAGCCGGGCACCCCGAAAUCGCCCGUCAGGGUUAACAAUGGAGAUGAUUUUGCGUUUGAUGUGAGCCGAGAGUGGGAAAGAUCAGCCUCCCUGUCUGCGGAGGAGCUCUUCGAUGGCGGCGUGAUUAAGCCCCUGACGCCCCCGCCGCGGAUGCAAGUACUUCCUCAGGCGGAGGGGGUUAGUGAAAGCAGUUUGGCAUCUCCCCGGAAAUCGAUUUCGCAAACUAGGAAGAUAAUCCAGGGCGCCUUCUCGCCGCGGCACAAGAGUAAAGAAAGAGACCCUUUUGCUAUUGCAGCGGAAAACGCCGCGAAGGAGGCGGCGGGGCCUCAAAGAGGAAGAGAAAGAGGAAUGAGUACUCUGUCUAAAUCGUCGAGCCGAAGGGCGGCGCGGUCGCUUUCUCCGCUCAGGGAUACCCAAUAUCCAUGGCCAUGGGAAGAAGAAGAAGAAGAGAAAGAGAAAGAGCAACAGCAUGCUGCAGAGAAUUCUUCACCACCAGCUAAUUUCUGCUCAGCCCUGUCGGCGUCCACGAAAGGCCAGAAGAAAUGGAGGUUAAAGGACUUCUUCCUGUUCCGGAGCGCGUCGGAGGGACGCGCCGCCGCUGAAGACCCUCUAAAGAAGUACGCGGUGGGAGCCAGGCACUCGAGCUUCAGGGUAAUCGAGAGCCCAGGGUCCGGUUCGAGAAGAAGGGGACCGGUUUCUGCACACGAGCUGCAUUACACUGUGAACCGAGCGGUUUCAGAGGAUCUGAAGAAGAAAACGUUCCUGCCGUACAAGCAGGGGAUCGUGGGGCGCCUCGCAUUCAAUCCGACGGUCCACGCCCUCGCCAAUGGCUUCGGUUUUUCUCGUAAAUGAAUAAAAAUUAUAUAAUUAAUUA
This is a messenger RNA of Sesamum indicum (sesame), 1256 nucleotides long. RefSeq lists its product as uncharacterized. NCBI's taxonomy places the organism in Eukaryota, Viridiplantae, Streptophyta, Magnoliopsida, Lamiales, Pedaliaceae. The record is from RefSeq and is a predicted model, not a curated record.